AUGGCCGAUUUUAGGAUGGCCCGAGAAUAUGAAUUCCCUCGUCAGCAAGAUACGCCUGGUAUGAGGGAAGUUAUCAAUAGAGUUGAUGAAGAAACAAACGGUAUCGUGUACAGAGCAAGCGACAAGCACACAAGAGACGUAGAUACCCUGUUUCCUGGGACAUCUGAAAUUAAUCAGUUACAAAUAAUGUACGAGGUUCUGGGUACACCUUCGGACACAGUUUGGCCCGGCUAUAGCGCAUUGCCAUUAGCCAGCGAAAUAAUAUUUGACGAGUAUCCAUCGGGUGGGUUGCGCAAAAAGAUAAACCAGGACCUACUCUCGGAUGAUCCAUCAAGACGAGUGACAGCAACUGAAGCAUUGCUGCACCCAUACUUCAACGAGGAGCCGGCGGCAAUAGAGCCGGCCAUGUUCAUGUCUUCGCUGUGGUUAGAGGACUCUGGCUCUGAUACGGAAGACCACGAGCAAUACUACGGCUCUGACAUGGAAGACCACGGGAAGUACUAUGGCUCUGACACGGAAGACCACGGGAAGUACUAUGGCUCUGACACGUGGUACGACCAGAGUUACUACAGCACUAACUCGGAAGAGGAUCUCACCUCUGACGCAAAUUCUUCCGUUGGCAGCAUUUUGAACACCGAUGACGACACGACGGAAUAA
Messenger RNA from Spodoptera frugiperda (fall armyworm), 657 nucleotides. RefSeq names its product cyclin-dependent kinase 11A-like. The transcript is spliced from 2 exons. Bases 1 to 657 code for a protein of 218 amino acids. Lineage: Eukaryota; Metazoa; Arthropoda; Insecta; Lepidoptera; Noctuidae. The record is from RefSeq and is a predicted model, not a curated record.